Molecule: messenger RNA, 943 nt
Organism: Coffea eugenioides
Lineage: Eukaryota; Viridiplantae; Streptophyta; Magnoliopsida; Gentianales; Rubiaceae
Product: glucan endo-1,3-beta-glucosidase 13-like
Exons: 4
Coding region: 202-729 (175 amino acids)
Source: RefSeq, a predicted model, not a curated record
CACUGCGUGUACUCUCCGGGUGCUUUAGUGUGUGUGAGAGAAAGCAAGAAUACCAAAGGCUGAACACUGAUUAUGCAUUCUGUCACGCCCGCUCAGAAGAUUUGAAUUUAUCAUCUGGAGAUUUGUGUGGGUGGAAGAAGGCAUUAUAGUGUGGUUCAAACGAAGCCCAGAAGGCAGAAAACUUCUAUAUCCCAUUGCAGUAUGAGAAGAAAUUUGGUUUGGUUGCUUUUGAGCUUCAUUUUUGUGGAAUGCUGGUUAGUUGGGGCUAUUGGGGCCAUGGUCCAAGAGAAAGCAGAUGCAGCCACUCCCUUUACAACACCAUCACCUCCAGAAGGCAACACAACCUUCCUGGAUGGGACAGCUUGGUGCGUAGCUCUUGCUGGGGUGCCUCAAAUGGAUUUACAGAAUGCUUUGGACUGGGCAUGUGGGCCGGGUAAGGCUGAUUGUAGCCCAAUUCAAACUGGUGGCCGAUGCUUUGACCCCGAUACACUUGUGGCCCAUGCAUCUUUCGCUUUCAACAGCUACUACCAACAAAAUGGGAAUUCUGAUAUUGCUUGCAAUUUUGGAGGAACAGCCACCUUAACCAAAAGUAACCCAAGUGAUGAGGAAUGCAGCUAUGACACAUCUGGGUCCAUAAAAUCCUCAGCCCCACAGUUAUCAAACCAUAAACCGCAAAUUACUUGGUGGAAACUUGCCAUGAUAGUUCUUCUGUUGUAUGCAAGAAAUUAAUCAAUGGUAGACUGAUUUUCAUCUGCCCAAAAGCCUAAAUGCUACAAAGGGCAGAAAAAUGGUCCAAUAUAGUUCUUUGUUGGUGGAUUGGUGGGCAUCAGACUUUCAGUUUCAGAGGGAUCUUUUCAAAUGUGUAUAGGUUUCAGUUUCUUGAAUUUCUUUGGAAAGUGACUAUUCUGGUUUCCUUCUUGUUGUUGGUUUAGAAUCCAAUAUC